AUGGCCAAGACUGAUCGGACAGUGUCCCGAACCGAGGACUGGCCCACAAGUAUUGACUCCAAGACUACGGCAUACGGACCCAUUCCCCGUUAUCAAGCCCUGACGAUCCGGAUCGGUUACCGAGGCCCUCUGCGCCUCUUACGCUCACGCCCGGCUCAACGACUCAUUUGCCUCAUUCUGGCCUUGGCUGGUCUCCAGCUCUACCUGCUACACUCCAAAUAUUAUAAUGCCUUGGCUGCGAAGUACUCGCCCACUCUGUUCACCAGAUUGCCUCUCAGAGACGAAGACCUUCUUGGAUCCACCCAGUGGCAGGUGGACACUGACGAUCAAAAUCAGAGGCGGCAGCAGCUGCUAAAUAGCCGAGAGCAAUGGAAGCGAUUGGGCUCUGGAUGUGAAGGGGACACAUUUUCCUUCAACAGCUCGGUCAUCAAAGUUUUCAAGCCUGAGCGUAGCCCAUUAAGGAACUGUGUACCACAUACCGAGUCUAGGCUGCGCUGGCCGCCAGAAGUUCCAAUCUCGAUUCUCCUAGGGGGACUGUCGGAACAGCAUGACGCUGCCAUCCCAGACCGCACCGACUUUCUCCCAGUCUAUGAUUACUUCCUCUUACCAACUGGGGACGGUACGCCCGGGCAGUGGCAUCUUGUCACCCCUUUCUUAGAGACUGGCACUCUGGAGCACCUGGCUCGGAGGGUACAGAAUGAAAGCACAUUGCAAACCGCUGAUGACGUCGAUAUGCGCUACCGCCCAUCGUUUAGCCGACUCUUGAAAGCGCUCAGCACAAUGCACUCGCAGCAGCUUUGUCACGACGACAUCAAGAUGGACAACAUUUUCGUCACAGACAGUGCUCAGCCCUCAGGCAACACGAGUUCCACCCCAAGUGAAAAGGAGGCGCAUUGGCUCCUUGGCGAUCUCGGAAACGCGCGACAACCCAACCACAGCUACCACUCCUCACUCCUCUGGGCGCACGACAAUGGCCAAAAUACCGACUGCCGUGUAAACGAUGUUGUCCGGCUUCUCAAGUCGUAUCUCUUAUUCCUUCAGGCUGCGGUCACGGCUGGGGACUCUGGCAAUGCUUUCAACGCGGCUUUCCUCGCCGCAUCAGCGCGGUGGAGUCGACUCUACUGGUACACCAUCAACUCUGCUCGUGGGCAACUGGACGGGGCAAUAGCAGCUCGACAGAUACUCGCAAUGUCAACAGGGGCCUUUGCGCCCGGCGAGCCAGGAGGCGGCUCUGGCCAGCCAGCAGCUGCGAAUGGGAAUGAGGGCGAGUGA
Diaporthe citri is the source of this 1272-nucleotide messenger RNA. RefSeq lists its product as uncharacterized. Gene Ontology annotation, biological process: protein phosphorylation. The transcript has 2 exons. Gene Ontology annotation, molecular function: ATP binding; protein kinase activity. The coding region runs from base 1 to 1272 and encodes 423 amino acids. The record is from RefSeq and is a predicted model, not a curated record. NCBI's taxonomy places the organism in Eukaryota, Fungi, Ascomycota, Sordariomycetes, Diaporthales, Diaporthaceae.